Messenger RNA from Oppiella nova, 1950 nucleotides. The record is from the annotation of a GenBank genome assembly. NCBI's taxonomy places the organism in Eukaryota, Metazoa, Arthropoda, Arachnida, Sarcoptiformes, Oppiidae.
AUGAAAAACAAUGACAAAGCCAUUGAGUUAUUGAAUAAAUCCAUAAACGAUUACUCGGGUUAUCUCUACGAGAAUUAUGUCCAUAUAAGAGGUUUUGCUGUAUUAAGGGAGCUGGGUGCUUGUAAUGGGCAACAGGGCGCUGAUGACCACAAUUUUUAUACGAUUAAAAUUGAUCAUUUGCCGAUCGACGAGUCCAUACGCCUUGCGGGCGAUGUUUUUGAACAUGUCAUGAGAAAUAACGGCAUAGAGGAGGCGUUGGGCACUAUUGAGCCCUAUUGUGACAAAAGUAUUUACCACUGUUUCGUUAGGACCUUCUAUCUUAUACUGAUCGCAUUAACAACUAUGGAAAAGGACGAUGUUCAAAAAGCCCACAAAGGAAUUGAGGAUAUGGUUAAACUGAUGGAACUACACUCCGAGUUAGUACAUUCGUAUGGAUACGCGUGCAGUGCCGUAGUGUUGGGCAUUGAAACCCAUAGUGUAUUCUCAUUAAUACGAGUCGCGUAUAGAUUGCAAAAGUUUGUCAACAAUUUUCGAUAUUGCAAAGUAAUACUGAGAACCCGUUCCCAAUGGGAGAGCGAGUCGUCGCGACUUAACUACGAGGCGGCCGUACGCCUGGCCAAUGGGGUCUCCCAUUUGGUGAUUAGUAACGUACCGCCGAAAAUACUACGAGUCAUCAACUUCUUGGGCAUCAAAGGGGUCGAGAGGAUCGGAUGGUCUAACCUGAAUAGAGCCGCUUUUGAAUUACCCGGAUUAUCUAGUCAAUUAGCUAGGUUGGCCCGUAUAAUAUACUGGUGCUACAUUGAGCCGCACGGAUGUCUCGGUCCUAUUAACUAUGACAUAUGCAAAGAGAUACUCGAUAAGGAGCUCGAAAAAUACCCUCAAAACCUGCUUUUGAACAUGUUCAGGGCAAAACUGGUACAAUUAAGCGGCCAAAUAGAGACCGCCAUUAGCAUGUAUAACCGGAUGAUGGCCGACACGGGAAUGACCUACUUGCGAUUCAUAUACUUUGAGCUCAUGUGGUGCUAUGGGCUGGUGGGCAACUGGGAUCAGUGUGUGGAGUACGCACAUAAGUUUCGCACCGGUAGCUUAUUUUCGCCGGCAAUCGCCACUUACAUGGAGGCGAUCUUUCGGUACACAAGAGCUGUCGAGAUAAAUGACUCCGAUGAGAAACAUAGGGCCACCAAACUGUUUGAAGUGGUACCUGGGUUACGGAUUAGACACGUGGGCAAAACCAUUACACCGGAAAAGAUGGCAAUCGUUAGAUCCGAGAAAUACAUGAAAUGCGAUGAAAUGCUUAUAUUGCCUGACGUGAGGGAACAAGCUGAAAGCGAUUAUAUCGACAAUUAUUUGAUGGCCAAAUAUUUUCAGGGUGUUAUUUGGAGAUUAAUGGGUGAAUACGAAAAGGCCAGUAAAUGUAUAGAGGUUAUUUUUGAAAAUGACGGACGCAUUGGCCGCGAGUACUCACUGCCGGCUCAGGCGGCUCUGGAAAUGGGUUUAAUUGAAUACGAGUUGAAAAACCACGAAAAAGCCAUUGAAUUACUCAACAAAUGUAUUAAUGAGUACUCGGGUUAUCUCAGCGAAAACAUAGUCCACGUCCGGGCGUUUGCGGCGCUCCGGGAGUUAGGCGUCGGUAAUGAGAAACUGGGCGAAGAUGAGACCAAACUGGAGGAAUAUAAGAAGCAAUGGCUAAAAGACAUCAAAAUUGAUCGUAAAAAAUAUGACCAACUCUUGGAAACUGAGGAGAAAACUAUAAACAUUAAUGUUUACAGUAUAUCAGAGUUGGCCAGACAUUAUUUAUUUAUCGAUCAUUUGCCAAUCGACGAGUCCAUACGUCUUACGGGCGAUAUCUUUGAACAUGUCAUGAAAACUAACGGUAUAGAGGAGGGGUUGGUCACCAUUGAGCCCUAUUGUGACAAAAGACGAUGUUCAAAAAGCCAACAAAGGAAUUGA